Populus trichocarpa (black cottonwood) is the source of this 1508-nucleotide messenger RNA. Its product is annotated as GDSL esterase/lipase At5g45670. Lineage: Eukaryota; Viridiplantae; Streptophyta; Magnoliopsida; Malpighiales; Salicaceae. Bases 261 to 1370 code for a protein of 369 amino acids. Gene Ontology annotation, molecular function: hydrolase activity, acting on ester bonds. The record is from RefSeq and is a predicted model, not a curated record. The transcript is spliced from 5 exons.
GGCCAUCACUGUACUAGAAACACAAAAUCUACGUCAGGAGCUGCUGAUCCAUAAUUAUCAAUCCCUUCUUACUUCUUUAACUACAAAACACUUGCUAGGAUCCGAGUGAGUAGCUACAGGCUAUAUCUACACCCAACCUCUCUUGGCUUUCAUUUGUUUCACAGCACCAUUGAACAUUCCUCGCCUUUUCCCUUAAAAUUGAGCCAUUAAUUACUGCUACAGGGUGUAUCUUCCCUUCUGUUUUUCAAUUUUCAAGCUCGAUGCAAAUGCUGGCACACGAGAUGAAGCGACUGUGGAUGGUACUUGUUUUGUUCAUGGUGUUUUCAAAGUGGCAACAUUGUGCUACUGGAGAUCCACUGGUGCCAUGCUAUUUCAUUUUUGGAGACUCUUUGGCCGACAAUGGUAACAACAACAUGCUCCAGACUCUCGCCAAAGUUGAUUAUGCACCGUAUGGCGUUGAUUUUCCUAAUGGCCCCUCUGGAAGGUUUUGCAAUGGGCUCACCAUCGUUGAUGUAAUUGCCGAAAUCUUGGGCUUUCACAGCUACAUACCACCAUUUGCAGCUGCCAAGGAAGCAGACAUACUUCAUGGUGUGAAUUACGCAUCUGGGGCAGCUGGAAUUCGUGACGAAACUGGACAGGAGUUGGGUGAACGUAUAAGCAUGAAUAUGCAGUUACAAAAUCACCACAAAACAGUACAGAAUUUGAUUGGUAUGUUGGGAAAUGAGUCAGCUCUAAGAAACUUGAACAAGUGCCUAUAUUCGGUUGGAAUGGGCAACAAUGACUACCUCAACAACUAUUUCUUGCCACAGUACUUCCCAACAAGCCAUGAGUAUACCUUGGAGAAGUACACCCAACUUCUUAUUGAGCAAUACUCGCAGCAACUAAGGUCUUUGUACGAGUUAGGAGCAAGGAAACUAGUGGUAUUCGGACUAGGGAAAAUAGGCUGUGUCCCAGGUGCAAUUGACACAUAUGGCACGAACGGAUCUGCUUGUGUAGAGCUUUUGAACAAUGCUUCCCAGAUUUUCAACAGCAAGCUCUUACCAGUCAUUGAUGAACUCAAUGAUGACUUGCCGGACGCAAAGAUUAUAUAUAUAAACAACUAUAAGAUCGGGGAGGAUUCUACAGUUCUUGAUUUCAAGGUCAAUAAUACAGCGUGCUGUCCAUCAUCUGCCAUUGGUCAAUGCAUUCCGGACAAAGUUCCAUGCCAGAAUAGGACCCAAUACAUGUUCUGGGAUUCAUUCCAUCCAACUGAGAUUUUUAAUAUUUUCUAUGCAGAGAGAUCUUAUAGUGCUUUGGACCCUUCCUAUGCUUAUCCAUAUGAUAUUCGCCACUUAAUUUCGCUUGAUCAAGGAGUUGCUGAGGCAAAGUGAUCGAGGAGAUUAUCAAGAAUAAGCAGGCUUCUAUUUAUUUGCUACUAGUUUCGUGGUCUAUUUACUUUAUAUUAUGAUUUUAUUCCUGCUUGAUGUAUGCUUUUGUUGUGAUGAUUAAACAAGGUGACUAUUAUGUUA